Molecule: messenger RNA, 4663 nt
Organism: Vanrija pseudolonga
Lineage: Eukaryota; Fungi; Basidiomycota; Tremellomycetes; Trichosporonales; Trichosporonaceae
Product: PX domain-containing protein
Exons: 10
Coding region: 337-3777 (1146 amino acids)
Molecular function (GO): phosphatidylinositol binding
Source: RefSeq, a predicted model, not a curated record
CGACGAAGCCCCAUCCCACCCAUCCCGGCGGCCUCGGUCUCCAUCUCCACUCGGCCAGCCGCAUCAUCAUCGCUCCCCAUCGACGAGCAAGCCAGGACGACGAGCUUGCAUCGAGAACUCUUCACCCCAGACAUCGCCUCCAACGCCUUGCACGACGCGGUCGACGCGCUUUGGGCAGCAAAGUAUCACGAUCAAGUCAUUGCCGCCCAGCACCGCAAUCCCAACCCACAAGCAAGCAGACCAAGCCCGUCCUAAACUUCCGGCCUUUGUAUUUCAACGUUUCAGAACCAUCAUCAUCAUCUUCACCACCCAGCUUCAACUUUCUCGCGACUCACGAUGGCUACACCAAACGUAGCAUACGAGGCGCGCAAGCCCAAGAAUCGUCCAGAGCGACCCCUACCCCCUCCUCCAAAAGAGGAGGCCGAUGUGGCCUUGAUCGACGCGUUCGAUUCGUCACAACAGUACACGUCCCCGCCCUCCCCGCCAAGCGGCCCAGUCACAGCUCCCCCGCCACCGCCUGCAGACGACGAGGUCGAGCACUUGGAUGGCGGCAACGGUGUCGAGGGCACGGGCGACGAGGCUGGGGCAAACGACGCGUCGACAGCGCCAAAGCGGGUCCGGCCCCCCGUGCCCAAGACGACGGCUGCGCAUCUCAACCCAUUCCACACGACCCUCCCCAGCAGUGACCUCACACCACCAACAAUCCUCACGCCCCUCCGCGCCCAUUACCUCAAGAAGACGCUCGUCAAUCAGCAGAUUGCGCAUGAGCUCGGCCUGAUCACCGACCCCAUUCUUGGCGCAAAUGCCCUCGGCCUCCUGGGAUCGCCCUUUGUGAUUCCAGAGUCGGCCAAGCAGGAUGUGGUGGCACGUGUGGGCCAGGCUGGCGGCACUGGCCUUGAAGGUGGAAUCGAUCUGCCAUUCCUGCGCUACAUGUUUCACCAGUUCUUGCUGCCCUUCCCUUUCCUCGCCACCGCGCCCCCAUCGUUCUGGUCACAAAAGGUUCAGCCCUUCCUGUCGAGCUUCCUGGCCACAACGGGCGUAGCGGCACACAGCACGCUUACCCAGGAGGACCAGGAGAUCGCCGAGAGCCUAAUGACCAAGGACGAGAAGAAGGAGGCCGAGGACAGGCGCAAGAUGUGGAACAAGGUCGAAAAGCACCUCGGCCUCAUGAUUGGCGUCGGCGUCAAGCUCACCUCCGGCGAGGAAGUGGUGCGUAUCGGCCAGAGCGAGCUUCGUCGCAUCGAAGAGGCGCAGGCAGCACGAAAACGCAAGUGGGCCGAGAAGCACGCGCACCAGGAGACCUUCACCUUUGACGUCAAUGUCGUUGGAGUCCGCGUAGUCUCUGAGAAAGGCCGGAUGCGCAGCAAGAGUCACGAGGAAUUUAUCAUCCGCACGCAACGAACCGGCCAUCACGACGUGUUCGUGUCUCGCCGAUAUGGUGACUUUCGUCGACUUGCCGAGGAGCUGCGCGUCCUGUUCCCGGACGCACUCUUGCCCAACCCGCCACCCAAGGACAAGUCGUCGGCCGCCCCUCCGCCUCCCCAGGCCGUUCAAUCGUACUACUCCGCCUACAACCCCCUGCGCGUCAUCUACGGUAGCAGCCCAAUGCCUUCUGGUACCAGCACGCCCAGCAGAACAGAUGGCACGUCUCAGGCUCUCCCCGAUGCCCCGAUCCCAGCCGCUCCACUCUCAAGAGAGAAGAACCGUCUCACUCUCCGCGCCUACAUCCAGUCGAUCCUCGCCAUGCCUGAAAUCGCCAACGCGCCGAUCAUGCGUUCUUUCCUUCUAUCCAGCCCUACCGUUCUGACCCCACCUGAGGCAGCAGACAUUCAGCGACGCCUCGAGGCGGACGCUGUGCGUGAGGAGGGUCGAAGGCGGUUCCGCGAGGAGGCUGAGCGACGAGUUGAGGCACUUCGCGAGGGCCUGGCCCAGUUUAAGGGUGAUGUCCUCACGAAGGAGGGAGGUUUGAAGAGCGUGUUUGAAGUCGUCAGACGCGUCGAGCUUGUCGAGGACCUGCCACCAGCAGAGAAGAGCGUGCUUGAGUGGGGCCGAAUCUCCCUCGCUGCCACCAUCUUCCAGAUCUACGUCGCGUCAGACACUGCGUCGGAAUCAUUGACGUCGCUCAAGCGACUCCACGGCAUCAUGCCAUACUUUGUCCUCAAGGGCAUUCUCAGGAUCUCCAACCCCAUGGCAAUGAUCCGCGGAGUGCUCGAUCUCUUCUUGGCAAGGCCUUUCGGCGGUCAGAGCCUGCUUCAAAAGAUGUUCUCACAGUCCUUGACUGAAGACGUGCGAUACCUCGCAGAAGACAUUCAGGCGGUUCAGGACAAGAUUGACGAUCCUGUCCUGUGCGAGAAGAUUGAGCAGUAUGUUUCGGCGCCUUUCGACAUUCAGGAAAUCUACCGACAGGAUGCUGUCGCCGAGAACACGGAGCUUCUCGUCGUCAUUCUGCGAUCGGCAGAAACCCCAAUCUUGUCUCGCCCUCAGAUCCAGCGCGUUGCGCGCGCGUCAAAGGCCUACAAGGAAUAUAAAUCGUGGCAGGCGGACCUCAGCGACUCGGACGACGACGAGGGCCCAGACAAUGACGACGCAUGGCUGUUCGAGGACCUCAACAUUCUUAUGAAGCUCAUGAUGAGAAAGAAGGAGAAGGAGGCGCUUGUUGCCUUGAUCUUCGAGGGCGUGACCGCCGAGCUGCUCAAGGACAUCAUCACCAUCUUCUACUCGCCCCUUGCCACUGUUUACAAGGCAGCCAGCAUUGCCGACUCUCUGGGCGACCUGCAGGCGUUCAUCAACGACAUGAUCAAGACAGUUGACCAGGUGGAAGAGCUUUCGGCCGAGGACCCCCAGCGUACUGUCCAAACCUUUAUCGACCUGGUGCAGCGCCACGAGCAGUCGUUCUACUCAUUCGUGCACAAUGUCCACUCCAAGGGUCAAGGUCUGUUUGACGCCCUCAUGAGCUGGAUCGAGUUAUUCCUCUCGUAUGCUCAGAAGGGCCUCCCACAACAGUUGGACCUCGAAGUGCUCCUCCCUCACAGCGGCCCUGAGCGAGUUGCUAUCCUCAAGGAAGUCGACGAGGUCGCUCAGUACCACUACAAGCUCAAGGUGGCGCACGAGGAGAAGAUUCGCCGCCGGUUCCAAGGUGGAGGCGCCGGGGACCAGCAGUCUGCCGAGGAGGCAGCACUCGUCAAUUCGGUGCUGCAGAGUCUCAGCCUUGCCGAGAGCACUGUGGGAUCGGCAGGAGAGAUUGCCAUGGAGGAGGAAGAGGAGAAUUGGGAUGAAGACGACGAGGACGACGACACCAUUGAUGACACGGCGAGCGAGGCCAGCUCCAUUCAGUCAGCGUCGGUGAUCAAGCGGCCACCUCGUGGACCUUCCUCGCUCGGCGCUGUUGACGACAAUCUCAGCCAGAAGCUCGGCCGGGUUACGCUGUCUCCUCCAGGCGACGCCAACAGUAGCAGAAGGAGCUCUGCAACCUUGGCACCGCCCGAGGACCAGAACCUGAGCAAGAGGAGGAGCUCUGGCUCGCUCCGCACCUCUCUCGACCUGAUCCGCAACUCUACCAAGACUCGCACGGGCAGUGGUGGUAGCGACACGCCCCCACCGCCGCCUCCCAAGGACACCAAGCCUCACCCGCCACCUGUCAAGGUCAAGCGACACCGCAAGCCGAAGCGGACACACGUUUUGCUCCCACCUCCAGAGACGCCAAACAUUGAGGCACUACGACCUCUGUUUGUGGCAGUUGUCGAGCCCCUACUCGUCGUCAAACCCCUUAGCCAGUAGAGUCAUAUAUCCGGGUCUAUAGCACAUGAGAUAGCAUAGGAAGUUUUCUAAUAUGCCAUGAGAAGGCUAGUCGCGCCUUCGUGCUGGUCCGAAGCGGGUCUUAGACACCUCGCGCACACUGUACAUGCCCAUCAACGUCUUCAUGUCAAGCUUGCGGGGGUCGAGGCCGCCCGACGGCAAGCGCAUCCUCGCGGGGAACGACGCAAUGGACGGGAUGGUGAUGUAGGUGAUGAUCACGGUCUGAGCCGUCAGCCACCUCCCUUCUUUACAAACACCCACCUUCAUGACCAAAGAGUUGACACGCAUGAUCGUGUUCAUCCACUUCCAGCUCAUGCGCUCAGUGUACCAAUCAGUCUCAGCGUAUGGGCUGGCGGCGCGGUCCCCGUCGUCCAUGUACACGGGGACCAUGAGGAGUGAGAAGGCCGAGUGGGAGAAGACGGGUCCGCGGCGGUACAGCAGCCAGUCGACGCAGAACUUGAUGCCCGAGCGGACCACCCACCCGAGGGAGCGGUAGUGGUGGUAGCAGGCGUACGAGACGAGCAGCGGGUCGUCGGGGUACAGCGCUGCGGGGGGCGCGAGGGAGAGUGCCGGGUUAGGCGGCGAGAGGAGGAGGGGGAGGACGGCGGUGGGGGGAAUGUAGGUGUCCGUAGCAGGGUCGAGGAUCUUGAGCACGCCCAGCGCAGAGGCCAAGAACCACGCCUCCUCAAAGCUGAGCUGAAGGUGCUCAAACUCUUCAACAGCGAGCGCGGCCUCGUCGUCUGACGGCUCAGAGUCGCUCGACUCGGCGGGGGGCGGGGGCGGUGGCCGGGGGGCCGGUGGUGCCGACCCCGGCGCCGGCGGGGGACGCCGCUUGAACCCCCGCUUGUUGCCGCGGUUACGGUUCGCG